UAUGAGGGCGGGCAUGAUCCCUGGACUGCGUUACAGGGAAUCGGAUGUGUUAGGUAGCGCACGCAAACAAAAAGCCAAACCCAUCUUUACAAUGAACCCAAUUCAAGUGACCACUGAGGGCCGGCGCCAGAGAAACUCCGACCGAAACUCACCAAGGACAUGCUCAGUCUGUUUGUUGCUAUGAGGGUAGAACUGUGAUUUUGAAGAGUUAGAGGAAGGUUUUUAAUGGGGGCGAUAUUGAGUAAUUCGAGGACUAGGGAGAGUGGACCUCAUGAGGUUUCGCAGAGUGAGAAACGGAAGAAGCAGAGGUUGUCUUCAUGUCUUUAUGAGGAAAACCUGAGAUUGAUUCCCAGUCUUCCGGACGAGAUAUCUAUUCAGAUUAUUGCCAGGAUACCUAGGAUCCACUAUUUGAAGUUGAAGAUGGUGUCACGUACCUGGAAAACCACCAUUAUGACUUCUGAGCUGUUCAAUUUGAGGAAAGAGCUGGGAACAACAGAGGAAUGGCUCUAUGUAUUAACAAAGGUUGACAGCGAUAAGCUCAUAUGGCAUGCUCUGGACCCUCUGGCCGGAAAAUGGCAAAAGUUGCCACCAAUGCCUAGUGUUUGUCCUGAAGAUGAAUCUAGGAGGGCUUUAGCUGCACGUAGAAUGUGGAAAAUGGUAGGUUCAAGUAUCAGACUUGCAGAUGUUAUCAUGGGCUGGCUUGGGAGGAAGGAUGCACUGGAUCGAAUGCCUUUUUGUGGUUGUGCCGUUGGUGCUGUUGAUGGUUGCCUCUACGUCCUAGGUGGAUUUUCAAGGGCUACAGCCCUAUCAUGUGCCUGGCAUUAUAAUCCAGUCAUCAACUCUUGGAGUGAAUCAACUCCAAUGUCAAUGGGUAGGGCAUAUUGUAAGACAGGCAUUUUAAACAAUAAGCUUUAUGUGGUUGGAGGGGUUACUAGAGGACGUGGUGGAUUGGCCCCUCUCCAAUCAGCUGAAGUAUUUGAUCCAAAAACAGGUCUAUGGUCCCAACUGCCAAGUAUGCCCUUUACCAAAGCUCAGGUUUUACCAACUGCAUUUUUAGCUGAUCUGCUCAAGCCUAUUGCUACCGGGAUGACUUCAUACAAGGGGAGGUUGUUUGUUCCACAAAGUUUAUACUGCUGGCCCUUUUUUGUUGAUGUUGGAGGUGAGGUGUAUGAUCCAGAUGUGAAUUCAUGGGGUGAAAUGCCAACUGGAAUGGGCGAAGGUUGGCCUGCAAGGCAAGCAGGGACGAAAAUGAGUGUCACUGUUGAUGGUGAACUGUAUGCACUGGAUCCUUCUGGUUCUCUUGAUAGUGCCAAAAUCAAGUUAUACGAUUACCAAGAUGAUGCUUGGAAAACUGUUGCAGAAGAUGUUCCAAUACGGGACUUCACUGAAUCAGAGUCUCCUUAUUUACUUGCCGGUUUCCUUGGGAAGCUUCAUGUGAUCACAAAGGAUGUGAAUAAUAAUGUUGCAGUUCUGCAGGCAUAUGUGCCGAACCGUCUUGCCUCCAUCUCAGUAACUUCAUCCUCAUCCUCAUCACUAGACAGUACAUCUGAAAUUUCUGAACGACCAGCAGAAUCAGACGUAGAUCUUUGGAAGGUAAUUGCCACGAGGAGUGCACGGACUGCUGAACUGGUUAGCUGUCUUGUCCUUGAUAUGUGAAGAUUUUCACGUAAAAUAUAGCGUACAGAUCCAACUUUUGGUUGGUUGGUUGGUGUGUUUGCUUUUUGGUACCUUAUAUCAUUAGCUGUGCAUUGUGAUAGCCAAUUACUGUAUCUAAUUACCUGCUUUUGUGAUUGAGGAGAAGCAAAAUCAUAACAGAUAUAUUAUGAGACUAGUUAUAUAUUCUCCCUCUCCAAAACCAUACUGUUCAGGAUAUAUUUUUAGAGUAAGCUGUAAGCUCAAGCUACUAGCUGGGUAGUGUAUCGUUCUUUUUUCACGUCUCCUUUUCAAAUAUGUAGUUUUGUGAUUUCCCCAUGUCUGUAGGUAACUCGAUUAUUCAUGGCUUACAUAAAUACGUAUUAUAUCUUUUACA
This is a messenger RNA of Argentina anserina (silverweed cinquefoil), 2029 nucleotides long. RefSeq names its product F-box/kelch-repeat protein At1g22040-like. The record is from RefSeq and is a predicted model, not a curated record. Gene Ontology annotation, molecular function: protein binding. NCBI's taxonomy places the organism in Eukaryota, Viridiplantae, Streptophyta, Magnoliopsida, Rosales, Rosaceae. The transcript has 2 exons. The coding region runs from base 226 to 1656 and encodes 476 amino acids.